Lingula anatina is the source of this 700-nucleotide messenger RNA. RefSeq lists its product as uncharacterized. The record is from RefSeq and is a predicted model, not a curated record. NCBI's taxonomy places the organism in Eukaryota, Metazoa, Brachiopoda, Lingulata, Lingulida, Lingulidae.
CCCGUGCACGUCAUAUGCAGACGAGUUCACGAAUGUCACUGGAAUGUAGCUCGUGUUUCAUUAAAAAUAUUUUAGCAGUAUUUUUAAAGGCUAGGAUUCCAAUAAAGAGUCAGAGCUGAGUGUCAGUGAUGACAAGUGAGACGGAUCCUGCAGCCAUGAUGGCCAACAAGUGCAAGGCUGAUGGGACUUCGAUGCAAACAGAAUACAAUCACCAACAACAAAUGGCAGUCCUUAAAGACAUUGAUAAACAACUGAAUGAGCAGAAAGCCAACUUAAUCAAAAGCAGUAUUCAUGCUCACACGAUGUAUGUUGACUUUACCACCCAGUUCAGUCCCCAGACACUGCAGUCCGUUUACAAUGCUGUAGAGUCUGCCAGCAACUGUAAGGAAGCCAUCACCAGCCAUGGCACCAAGGAAGACAGUAGCCAGUUUUGAAUAUAUAUGAACUCAUUUAAUAACCACAAGAACAAUUACAGCUUAUGUGAACCUUGAAACCUAUGUUAGUAUUAAUCAGCUUCAGAAGUAUAGCAAUAAAUGAAAUUGUUUUAAUACAUUUAGAUUUAAGUUUUUUUUUUUUUUUGUAUUAAAAUGAAAUAUGGUAUACAUUUGUGAAAAAGACUGUAAUUCAACAACUUGAAAGAAAAUGAACCAAAAAAAAUUUAUUGAGGAAUAAAUUGUCAGCUUUAAUUUGUCACACCGUA